This is a messenger RNA of Daldinia loculata, 912 nucleotides long. RefSeq names its product dynein light chain type 1-domain-containing protein. Gene Ontology annotation, cellular component: cytoplasmic dynein complex. Gene Ontology annotation, molecular function: dynein light intermediate chain binding; dynein intermediate chain binding. The transcript is spliced from 7 exons. Lineage: Eukaryota; Fungi; Ascomycota; Sordariomycetes; Xylariales; Hypoxylaceae. The record is from RefSeq and is a predicted model, not a curated record. Gene Ontology annotation, biological process: microtubule-based process; cilium assembly. Bases 317 to 622 code for a protein of 101 amino acids.
GGAGGAAUGAUAACGACAGGGAAUAAUUAAUUCUCAAGUCGUAGGGACCAAUGAUUACAUAGUAAUGAUAGCUACAUCAAUUUACAUGUCGACCUCUGAAGUCGCCAAACACGCGACAAUUGGGCAUAAACCACCCACCUCGUAACGCAUUCGACAACCUCAACGCCGACACGAUAAGAUCACAUCGUGAAGCUUAUACCGAAACCCCUUUGCGAUAACAAACAGUGUAGGAAUCUAUCCUCGCAUUUUUCUGACCAUUAAGCCUUCGACCUGGAAUAGUCAAGUUACCACGAAGCCGACACUAUAAACCGACAAGAUGGCGGAACAACAGUCACCCCCACCGGCCGGUACCCGCGAUAAACUCGAAGCCCAAAUCAAGUCUGCAGAUAUGACGGAAGACAUGCAGCAAGAGGUAAUCGACGUCGCUCAGGAAGCUAUGGGAAAAUACACUAUCGAGAAGGACAUUGCACAGCACAUCAAGCGUACCUUCGACGAGCGAAAGGGUCCGACCUGGCACUGCAUCGUAGGAAGGAACUUCGGAAGCUUUGUCACUCACGAAACGAAGCACUUCAUCUACUUCUACUUAGGACACUGCGCCAUCCUGCUCUUCAAGACGCAGUAGAGUAGCGGCUUGCAGUUUAAGCCACUAGUUUUUGUUAGGGGUUCAGUCUCUUGGUGGCGCAGGCGCUCGCGUUUGCUUUAAUUGCGAAGAAGACAAUUCUAGGGGGCACGAAUCAGAUGGUGACGCAUACCCUAAUUAUGAUAGAUUGAUCGCCGCAUCGAUAUGGGUCACUGUAUAUCGCCAUACGCAAAAUACUGUUCAUAGAGAAAACAAGAUGAAUAUGCAAAAUGCAGAACGUGCGAUGUCAAGUAUGUUAUAGCUUAGUUAAAUAGCAAACCGUGAUAUACUCA